AAGCACCAGAAAGCCAGUGGGGUUCAGUAAACAGAACAAACGUCACAUCCCUCUGCUCCGCUCCCACCACUGACUGACUGCAGCCCCAGCCUCCUAUCUCCCAGAGCCAGAGGAUUGGUAACUAUGGCUGCGAAGGACGCUAGUUGACAAAUAUUGGUCUACUCGAACGAGCUCAGAUUUCGACGUGGCUGAAUUCAAAAUGGGUUACUCUUCUUCGCACUGAAAUUAACGACAGAGAGCAUCAGUAUGUACCACAAAGAAAAGAGCAUUCAGAUCAAGAGCAGCGCCUCUGCGCUGUACAACAACCUGAGCGUGCUGCGAAUCGCACCCCGCUCUCUCACUUACUUCGCUGUGGUGCACGCCAACGUGGUGAAUAUGGUCAGCGCCUCCUGGGACGGCCUCAACUACUCGCACCGUCAGCUACAGUCCAAAGAGGGCUCCGUCGCCACCAGUUCCUCCCUCAUCAUGCAGGCUGCAUGGUGUGUGCUUCCCUCCCGUGAACUCCUUGUGCUCACCUCCCAACGAGGGAUACAGAUGUAUGAGUCAGACGGGUCAAUAAUGGUGUAUUGGCACGCGCUGGACUCUCCUGAAACACCCACAGCCCAGGCAGUGUUUGCGCGGGGCAUUGCGGCAGUCAGGGAAAAGUACAUAUGUGUCGGCAUUUCGUCUGGGUCUGUAUUGGUGUUUGAUGUUCCCAGCAAAGGCAGCAACAUCACCCUGUCUGAAGUUCUUGAAGAGCACAAGGAGUCCAUCACAGACAUGGCAUCUGAAUGCUCCGGCAGCCUGGAGUGCAUAGCUGAUUUGGUUAGCGCUGAUGAUUCAGGGCUUCUCUGUGUGUGGAAGUCAGGAGAGGAUUUCCAGCUGCUCAACAAGAUUCCAGGUUUUGAUAUGAGCUGCUCCUCUGUGAAGCUGUGGAAAGGCACGGUGGUGGCGGCGUACGGCACGGGACAGAUCCGUCUCUACGAGGCCGUCACAGGGAUCCUCCACGCAGAGAUCAACGCACACGCUCGCUGGAUCUACUCACUGGACAUCGCCCCUUUCACCGGACUGCUACUGUCUGCAGCUGAGGACUCUCUCGUGAGAGUUUGGCACCUGACCAUGACUCCGGAGACCAACAAUGUAGAGAUCGAGCACUUGUACAACGAGUGUGUGACCGACACCCAGAUCUGUGGGGCUAAGUUCUGUGACGGGGACGGCUACGCCUUCGCUGUCACGGGCUACGACCUCACCGAGAUCAUCCGCUACACACAGGGCUAGCGAGGGCACAUGGGCAGACAUGUUUCUGUAUCAAAGAAAACACACACACUUACGCACACACACACACACACACACACACACACACACACACACACACACACACACACACGCCAGAGCAAGCAUCAUACACAGGUAUCUGUCAGUUGAGAAAGCCACAGGGUUGAUCAGUGAGCACUGAGCAGCACUUGCCUUAUUUGGCAUCCAUGGUUCAAUGUCUCAGUUUGCAAGCAAUUCAUCAUUAUUUUCUACAAGAAUUCUGAAGAUGUUUCAAAUGGUUUGAAACACUGGACUUGUGGCAUCCUGACAAUCAGACAUUUCAUCUCACACACUAGUGACACUUGCAGUUGAAGAUGUUGGAAUAAGGCAUAUCUAGAAACAUUGCUCUCAACUGUUGAUAAACUACAUGUUUUAUGAGUUGUUAUACAACAUGUAAUAUUAAUGCAGCACAGGGGGGGGGGAACAACAUUCAGAAAGAAGUGUAUGGAUAUUGCUACUUUUGCGUAGUAUCAUGAAAGAAGAGAUGCUUUUUGGCCUAAACUGUCUGAUGUUUGAAGGCUUCUGAUUGGUGGAGGAACACCUCCAGUUUGCUGCUGACUGCUCUUGUUUCCCGGUGUGAACCCUCACCUGACUGAUGUUGUUAGGAAGGCCAUGUAUUAUAGGUCAGAGGUCAAGUUUGUGUCCCUUGUGGUGUGCACAGCUAGUUGUGAGGCAAGGCCAUUGUCUGUAGGAAAUGGGAAAGGUCAGUAAAGAAUGUCCACUUCUUGUAAUACAUGUGAAAGGUCAGAGGAUUUAGAGUGUGACGUAAAUGCACAGAACAGAACAUUCAGCAGUGUGCAUAUUCAACCUCCAGGUCCCAACAUGGCUCGGGUUGCCGUUGGAAAGAGGAAUAUUUAUUAGGUGUUACACAAGCCCCUGUUAUUUAUCUGAAUUUCAUUGUAAAGGAAAGAAGUACUCAGAGGAGUUGUGUGUACACAGAGGAGUAUGAGAUACUUAAGACCAAAUGUUAUGUGGAACAUGUUAUGGAUGUAUGUGUUGAGUACUAUGACUUUUGCAUUCCAGAAUUGAGUGUUUCUUUAGUUUUCAUAGACCAUUGAUGUUACAUUAUAAUGAAUGUGGUUGCAUUAAUGUGAAUAAAUGUUAUUGUAUAUCAA
Messenger RNA from Alosa sapidissima (American shad), 2408 nucleotides. It is a transcript of the gene wdr54, whose product is annotated as WD repeat domain 54. Gene Ontology annotation, molecular function: protein binding. Gene Ontology annotation, biological process: cilium assembly. The record is from RefSeq and is a predicted model, not a curated record. Lineage: Eukaryota; Metazoa; Chordata; Actinopteri; Clupeiformes; Clupeidae. The transcript is spliced from 10 exons. The coding region runs from base 247 to 1257 and encodes 336 amino acids. Gene Ontology annotation, cellular component: centriole; ciliary basal body.